Molecule: messenger RNA, 1761 nt
Organism: Sinocyclocheilus grahami
Lineage: Eukaryota; Metazoa; Chordata; Actinopteri; Cypriniformes; Cyprinidae
Product: coiled-coil domain-containing protein 172-like
Exons: 8
Coding region: 150-920 (256 amino acids)
Cellular component (GO): cytoplasm
Source: RefSeq, a predicted model, not a curated record
GUAAACAGGUACUGCGCAUGCGCAUCGCGUGAGAAGAGUAGCCCUCUCAUCUACUACGUUUAUUUUGAAACGCUUUCCCCGCGAAACACCAAUUACAAACUAACCUUUCCUGUUUCCUCCCUCUCAUUAUUAUUGUUAUAAUAAUAAAAAUGAGUCUAGACACUCUUUUUGAGCAAAUUUUAUUGACAGAGCAGCAGGUGUCAGAAAAUAUCAAGCAGCUUCAUGAAGUUAAAGCUGCCAUCAAGAGUGUACAGGACAAAAUAAACUCCUCGCGUGAAAAACUGGAGGAAGCACAUCGUGAGCUGGAUGAGAAGGCUCAGCUCCUGGCUGAAACCAAACUGCAGUUUGUAUUGAUGACAAAGCGACAAGAUCAGCUGGAAAGGCAGAAAGAGGAACUCCUUGGAAUGCAGAGAGAUCUCAAAGAAAACCUGGACAGACUGAAAAGAGAAUCCUGUGAAGAAAGAGAGAAAUUCUUGAAGGACAUGAUAACUUUCAACAGUGAAUACAACCUAAUCAGCAACAGAAAUGCUGUUUUUCACACCCAAACCCUAUCUAAAAUCCAGAGCUUGGAGCUGGAAGCUGAAACUCUACACAAAGAGAUGGACUUGCUGAAGCAAAAGAACACUUUGCUAAGUUCCAUGGAGGCAGAGAAGAGAUCACUAGAAGCUGAGCUCCAGGAUAUACAAUCACAGCUUACAGAUACAGAGAGAGAUCUGAAGGAAGCAGUGGCUCUGACAGAGAGUUUGAAGACAGAGAGGCUCAUGGUCUGCCAGAAACCCUUGACAGACAGCACCUGUAUUAGACUCAAGAAAGAGCUGGAGUUAUAUAAAGAAGAAGAGCUUGAGCUUCUGCGAGAGACCCUCAGCUCUGAGAUUCACUCCCUGCAACUGAAGUUAUCACAGAAGGGCAUAUUUUGUUGAGAGUGCUUCAGUGAGACUUCAGCGUGUGCUUCAAAAACCCUCUGUGUUUUGUAGGCUUAUAUUACUGUCACUUAUGUUUUGCCUUUAAAUUAUUUAAUUUAGUUGGUCACAGACUUCAUGUACAGUUUAAACAACAUUGUAACAACUAUAGUUUAGAUAUUGCUUAUUUGUACUGUUAAAAAGUUUAACUAAAUGAUCUCUUUCUAGAGUAGAACUGUUCUUGUUAUUAACGCAGAAUCAGUGUUAUAUGCACUGAUUCUGUGUUAUGCAUUCACAUUGCAGUUUUAUCUAAAAUGCUGAUAACACUGGCAUCUAGUGGUUCUGUUGCAACAAUACAUCCCAAAGAGAACAUUUGAAUUAGCUUUUAUCUAUGCUUGCAAAUAAAUUGCGUUCAUGUAAUUUCCAAAAAUAGGCUGCUGCUUUGUUAUUAAAUAUGUCAUUAAACAUUUUGGACACAAAUGGAAAUGGACUAUUUUGGCUGUCUAAAGAAAAUCACACAUGAUUUCUCAGCAUGGUGGAAAUGUUGCACAUCCAGCAAUCAUGUUUAAAAUGAACGGGGGCAGAUUCAUUGACCUCUGGCUAUGAUUGGUAAGAUUGGAUGACUGGUGCACAUCUGCCAUUAAGCUGAUCUGUCUGAUUCUUGUCUCCUCCUUAGACCCCAAUGGGAAGAUUAUUCCACGGAAAUUAAAUCCUCUGAAGCCCUCUUAGUAAUAGGCUGCUUUAUUUUCUCAUUGUCUGAACAUAUUUAAUUGUAUACUGUAAAAUCGCUUAGAGAAACAUGACUAAUGUCUAAAGAUUUUGAAAAUCUCCCCCCAGCAAUUAGAACUGCUAAUACUUAGAA